AUGGGCAGUUCGACUCUGAGCUCGUACACCAACUUGGCAGCACUCAGUAACCAAACCAAUACUUCCGCCCCAACUGCUAGACGUACUAUAAACCGUCCUUCUCCGUUCACUCUUCAUGGCAACAAUAGCACCAGUUCCAUCCACGAGGAGGCCUCAAAUCUUGGUUCGGUUCAUCUUGACGGCAAGGACGACUGGGCCAAUGACUUUAAUGAUAUUUCGCACGCCCGGUCGUCGUCAAAGUUGGCUCCUUAUGGCGGUUUUUCCAAACCUUCGCUUGAAGACGGAAUACUUUCCCACUCGAAUAUCUUUGAGACUGCUCCUUGGAGUGUAGCAAGUUACAGAAAGGGCAAUGGGUCGUUGAUCAAGGCAGUGGACCAGGCUCUUCGUGAUGGAAAAAUUCACAAACGAAAGUGGGUAGGUACCAUUGCCAUGCCCAGCGAUGCGGUUCCCCAAAAAGUUAUAGACGAUAUUACGAAAACUCUCCAUGACGACUAUGAUAGCGAAGCGGUUUUUCCAAACGAUGAUAUCUUCCAGGGCCACUAUAAGUCGUUUUGCAAGCAAAUCUUGUGGCCCACUCUCCACUACCAGAUUCCAGACGACCCCAAAUCGAAGGCAUUUGAAGAGCAUUCAUGGGAGCAAUACAAGGCUUUAAACCAGCUCAUUGCAGACAAAUUGGUGGAGACUUACAAGAGAGAAAAUGCUGGAAAGGACCCCAAUGAUCCCGAAAACAUCAUUUGGAUCCAUGAUUACCACCUUUUGCUUGCACCAAAAAUGGUUCGUGAACAGCUUCCUGACGCCAAAAUUGGGUUUUUCCUUCACGUUUCGUUUCCUCUGUCAGAAGUUUUCCGAUGCUUCGCCCAGCGUAAGAGUCUUUUGGAGGGCAUGCUUGGCGCCAAUUGUAUUUCGUUUCAAACGGAAGAGUACGUUCGUCACUUUUUGCAAACCUGCUCUCGGUUGCUUUUGGCAGAUACCAAUGAGUUGGGGUUGACGUAUGACAAGAAUUUUGUAAUGACUUCCACCAUACCAAUUGGCAUUGAUGCUGAGAAGUUUGGUCCAGUUACUCGAACGGAAGAUGUCACGGACUGGAGACAGAUGAUCCGCGAAAGAUGGGGAGAUCAGAAGCUCAUUGUGAGUAGAGAUAAGCUCGAUAAGCUUCGAGGAAUCAAGCAGAAACUUCUUGCGUACGAGAGAUUUCUUCUCUCAAACCCAGAAUACAUUGAUAACACAGUGUUGAUCCAGAUCUGUAUUGGCACCUCACACGAUCCAGACUAUGAAAGUGAGCUUUUGGGCAUUGUUUCUCGUAUCAACUCGCUUCCUGAGAACAUCUCCAUCAGCCAGCCUGUGGUUUUUCUUCAGCAAGACAUUGACUUUGACCAGUACGUUGCCUUACAAUGCGAAGCGGAUGUUUUCGUUGUAUCGUCUAUGCGUGAAGGUUUGAACUUGACGUGCCACGAGUUUGUGAUUGCAACCAGUGAAAAGAAGUCACCAUUGAUGAUCUCCGAGUUUGCUGGUUCGUCUCAGAUUUUGGACUGUAGGGGACAAGGAGCCUUGUUGCUCAAUCCUUGGAGUUUGAAGGCAUUUGCAGAGACAUUCAAGCAACUGUUAACCAUGUCCAAGGAGGAAAAAGAGCGCAGGUGGAAGAACAUGUACGACAUGAUUCUCACUCACGACUCCAAUACUUGGAUAGCUUCUUGCUUGAAGGAUAUCAACCAAGCAUGGGCUCGCGAAGAAGCCAGACAUAAUGGUAAGAUGAUUCGUUUUACAGAGGAGAUUUUCCAACAAUUUUACCGCAAAAACCAAGCCAAUCGUUUAUUCUUCUUGAAUUUGGAGACUGCAACCGUCAUUGGCGGUCAAGACCCCAAUACAGUGGUCGCGGCUAUGAAGUCUGUUACCAAUGCUGCAGCAGUAGCCGGCAAAUCAGCUUCAUUUUCUGAACCAUCCACCAUUUCCAAGCUUCUUGAAGGUUUAUUGAGUGACACUUCCAACAGGGUUUACCUUGUGAGUGUUCUUCGCCGACUGGACUUGGAUAGAUUCUACGGAGGUAUACCUCGUUUGGGUCUUGUUGCAGAGAAUGGUGGCUAUAUCAAGAUAGUCGACUCGAAACAGUGGUUAACAUUGACUGAUGAAAACGAAGUUGGAGCCUGGAUGCCCCAGGUUCGCCUGUUGAUUCAGUCCAAGGUGGAGCGGUUGCCUGGUUCGUUCAUGGAAGUUGAAGAUUGCACUGUUAGCUUCCGUCCAGGUAAAGCAUUCAUGGAGGAUAGAGAGCGGAGUAUCGACAUGAUGGGAGAUUGCAUCCAGCAUGUAAAUGAUUUGUUUCAAGAACUGGACGGUGUUCAUGCUUUUAUCAGCAAAAAUGUGGUGAUUGUUCAGCAGAAUUUGCUCUCAUUGCGAGCACUUGAAUUUUUGGUUCAAUUCCACAAUCAUACCCAAAAAGGCGUAAGUCCAGCCGACAUCAUUGACCAGUUUAAGGCAAAGUUGGCGAUUUCCCCAGGAACCUUGUCGCCAGUACAAAGUACUUCAUCGAUGAUGCAGGCGUUGGAGGCAGAAGAGGUCAAGUCUUUGUUCGUAAUCGGUGGUACAACCCAGAUCGACGAGCCAUGUUUCGAGUAUGCCAAUUCUUUGGCUGGUGAUGGCUACGAAGUGCAAACAGUUACCUCGUUUGGGGCUGAGGCGAACUUGAAGUCGUCGGCUAGAUAUUGCGUGGGAGGAAAGAACGAGGUUCUUGUUAUGUUGUCCAAAGUAGGUAAAGAGUUAUAG
Meyerozyma guilliermondii ATCC 6260 is the source of this 2757-nucleotide messenger RNA. RefSeq names its product trehalose 6-phosphate synthase/phosphatase complex subunit (gene TPS3). Gene Ontology annotation, cellular component: cytosol; alpha,alpha-trehalose-phosphate synthase complex (UDP-forming). The record is from RefSeq and is a predicted model, not a curated record. Gene Ontology annotation, biological process: trehalose biosynthetic process. The coding region runs from base 1 to 2757 and encodes 918 amino acids. The transcript has a single exon. NCBI's taxonomy places the organism in Eukaryota, Fungi, Ascomycota, Pichiomycetes, Serinales, Debaryomycetaceae. Gene Ontology annotation, molecular function: catalytic activity.